Molecule: messenger RNA, 636 nt
Organism: Daldinia caldariorum
Lineage: Eukaryota; Fungi; Ascomycota; Sordariomycetes; Xylariales; Hypoxylaceae
Exons: 4
Coding region: 1-636 (211 amino acids)
Source: RefSeq, a predicted model, not a curated record
AUGGCGGAACCACUUACAAGGGUAGACUCAGCCGUCCAAGGUCUACCUGAAUCCCCGACGGAGAAGCUGGAUAUCACGAAACCUCUCACAAGAGUGGACUCGGCUGUCCAAGGUCUGUCCGAGUCCCCCCCGAAGGCUAAGGCCUCUCACCGAAGAGCGAGUUCAAGUAUAACUGGCCUACUUGGUAUAAAAGAAGCGUGGGAAUCAAGGACGAAGCUUCAAGUGGCCCCGGAAACCCAGAAGACGGGAUGGAAGAUCAACACGUCUCCUUCGACGGUUGAGGACAAAGAAAUAUUACAGAAGUCAUUGGUAACACCAAUAGUGAAGUCAAUUGACCUGGUAACAAGGAGUGGCCUGGUGAUGACAGCGCGAAAUAAGUUCAAGAAGGAGAACGGCGUCACGAUCAAAGACGCGUUAGACGCCAUCCAUAAGAUAAACAAGAAGCGGGCCGACGACGAACUUGAUGAACCAUAUCUAGCAGGCUUCGAAUGGGUUCCUGAACAUACAGAAUACGAUGAGGAAAAGGAAAAGGAUGAAAUGGAAAAGGACUGGCAAAGGCUGGUAAUACAUCUAUCGGCAACACCAGGCGUCUCGAACUUCGGCGGCAAGAAGAAGAAGAAGGCUGCAGCCGAAUAG